Molecule: messenger RNA, 1359 nt
Organism: Betta splendens (Siamese fighting fish)
Lineage: Eukaryota; Metazoa; Chordata; Actinopteri; Anabantiformes; Osphronemidae
Gene: mettl26
Product: methyltransferase like 26
Exons: 6
Coding region: 151-771 (206 amino acids)
Source: RefSeq, a predicted model, not a curated record
CAAUGCGGAAGUGGACCAUUUCAAGUGAAAGAGCAAAACAUACGGGGGCGUAGAGUUAUUCAACCUGGACCACCGUUACAUUGGGCUCUGCUGGAGUGGUUUCGUAGACUGCGUGCUGUUUUUCGACGGUCGCACCCGGGCCUUGGCAGAAUGCUGAGCGCCGCCGCCGCGGAGAGGAACAAGGAGCCCAUCCUGGCGGUGCUCCUGGAGAACGUCAACACCGGGAGACCGCUGCGGGCUCUGGAGGUGUCCUCCGGUACCGGGCAGCAUGUCACACACUUUGCUCAGGCCCUGCGGAAUGUCAUGUGGCAGCCCUCCGAGUACGAUCGCCAGUCUCUCGCCAGUAUAGAAGCGUACAGAGCUCGCUACCAGCUGAACAAUGUGAUGCCUGCCAUCUACCUGGACGCUUCUCUGCCCCAUCAGUACUGGGGAGGGGUUCAGCCGGAGACCAUGGACCUGGUCGUCAAUAUAAACAUGAUCCACAUUUCCCCGAUGGCUUGCACAGAGGGUUUGUUCACAGGGGCUGGAGCGGUGCUGAAGCCACGAGGACUUCUACUGACGUAUGGGCCAUAUGCAGUGAAUGGUCAGAUUACUCCUCAAAGCAACAUAGAGUUUGACUACAGUUUACGUCAAAGGAACCCAGAGUGGGGCCUGCGAGACAUCUCCUUCCUGUGCGCUUUGGCACAAAGAAACGGUCUGUUCCUAGAGAAAAUGGUGGACAUGCCUGCAAACAACAAAUGUCUUCUCUUCAGAAAGGAGAGUUUGGUGUGAAGCAUCCUGUCGACUCAGGACGUUCCAAGAGCCUUAACUUGCAUCAGAAGCUCGGACACGUUGCCAAAUAGUUCCAGAACUCGUAAUGGUCUAAUACACAACCGACAUAGGCCUGAACAAUCAUUCAUGUAUUGCACCCUUUAAUUGCUUAAGUAUAGUGUAUUUCCCUAGAUGCUUCAGAGAGACUGGCAGUGAAACUAAGGCUGAAGUGCUUUGUAGAAAGAUGCAAGAGGGAGAACAUGAUGUACAGAUAAGAACCUUAUAAAAACUAAAUGUAUUAACAUAACAUAAUAAUGUAACAUAUAACUACAUAUACUUCUCUUUAGAAUCACAAGCUACAGUAAGCGUUUUGUAAAAAUAAUACCUGCUUUUUCAGCUACAGUUCUUUUUUGCUCUCACAAUGCAGAAUGACUUACUAAACGUUCAGCGCUGCUAUAAAUGGGCUUACAGGACACAUGGAAUGUAGGUACAACCUGUGUGGUAACGAGUAUAUAAUGUACAUGCAAAUUACCCCAUCACGUCGUUAACAUACAGUAUUUGACAUACUUCUUUUGAUUCAAGCGAUUAAAAUCAGCUCUCCUCAUUGCA